Lathyrus oleraceus (garden pea) is the source of this 1308-nucleotide messenger RNA. RefSeq lists its product as uncharacterized. The transcript is spliced from 3 exons. NCBI's taxonomy places the organism in Eukaryota, Viridiplantae, Streptophyta, Magnoliopsida, Fabales, Fabaceae. The coding region runs from base 687 to 1040 and encodes 117 amino acids. The record is from RefSeq and is a predicted model, not a curated record.
ACCAAACGCGCUUUUCGCAAAAGCUACACAGGCAAAUGAAGCGCUUGCCGUUGACAAAGUGCUUAAAGAAAACUCCAUGCGAACAUCACAUUCGUCAUCACCCUAACAUUCACCAGCAAACAUCGUUGUUCGCGGACACUUCACCAUCUCAGAUCGUUCAACAGUCUAACGCGAUUCGCGUCCAUCCACCAUCAACAAUCAACUACUCAAACUUACGAAAUCAACAACAUCAGCUAUCCUAAUCUACGGAGCCGAAUCGCAACGGCAUCAACAAAUUACUCGAGCACGACGAAAAAGAAGAACAACAACUCACCGGCGAUGACGACGGGAGGACGGAUCGGCGACGGCUACGAAUGGAUCGGUUUUGAUGUGUCGCCGCGUUCUUCUUCCUUCUGUUUCAGUGCUUGCAAUCUUCUUGAAUUCGGUUAGAAUUUCUCCUUGCCGCGAGCUUCGCCUCCACUUGUAUUCAAUGCUCUUCUUCUUCUACCUUUCUUGGAGUGAUUCUGGUGAGACGUUGAUCGUUGGUGGCGAAGGUGUCGUGAAUCGGUUACGGUGGUUGAAGAUUCUACGAGGAUGAUCGGAGGUUGGUACAGUGAAUGUGGUUGAAGAACCGAGGUGGAAGAGGAGGUUGAAGUGGUGGCUUAGCUCUGCCGUGUGGAGCUUCGAAUGAUGAAGCUCCCACAACAAUGGAGGAUGAGCGUGUACUGAAGGUGAGGAUUGAGUGCAGAAGCUUCUGGGAAUCAGGGGAAAAUCGUUCGAACCCAAUGAUUGGCAAUGAUCGCAGCUUAUAUAGCACAAUCCCAAGGGCAAAUUGGAGAAUUAAGUAUGAAUCAUCCAGCUGGCACCUGAGUGAACGAGAAGUCUGUGCAGGUUUUUCUUUGCAUCAAGACUUCUUGAUAUGGUUAUGUGAAUCUGGCUCAGUGUGGCUUCACGGUGAUCUCGCUUUGUGGAGAACACAUCUACCAUUCAGCAUUGACUUCGUCUACGGAAUACUCUGCUCUGUAGCAGACACUCAGCGCAGUAUCAUCCCAGCAGCGUGAUUUUUCUUGUUGUAGGAUUUAUUUCUGGAAGGUCAACUGUCAUGAAGCCGUUCCGCUGCAGCUGUAAAGCAUAUUGUGUUCAUGCUGUUCGUGUAUUACCUCAGUUCAUGCUCGUGGCAAGUGAUUCUCUGAUGUGGACUUCAUGCUUCUGCUUAUGGUCUUGUUGUACUGUGAGUUAUCCAAUACUCUGACUUAAUUUUCCUUGCAGUUACAACUUCAAUAUGCUAAACCAGGUCAGUCCAGAAUUCACUCUUGAGCUGAUUAUACC